Messenger RNA from Verticillium alfalfae VaMs.102, 213 nucleotides. RefSeq lists its product as hypothetical. The record is from RefSeq and is a predicted model, not a curated record. The coding region runs from base 1 to 213 and encodes 70 amino acids. The transcript has a single exon. Gene Ontology annotation, molecular function: FAD binding. Lineage: Eukaryota; Fungi; Ascomycota; Sordariomycetes; Glomerellales; Plectosphaerellaceae.
AUGGUUUUCAAAGUCAUCAUCGUCGGAGGCAGCGUGGCAGGGCUGUCUUUGGCCAACAUGUUAGAGGCUCUUGAUAUUGACUUCAUCCUUCUUGAAGCACAUAAGAUCAUUGCCCCCCAGCUUGGGGCCAGCAUCGGCCUCCUUCCCAAUGGUUUGCGGAUUCUCGACCAGCUCGGCUGCUAUGAAACCGUUAGGCACGAAGCAGGGAUAUAA